Cercospora beticola is the source of this 1059-nucleotide messenger RNA. RefSeq names its product zinc-binding alcohol dehydrogenase family protein. The record is from RefSeq and is a predicted model, not a curated record. Lineage: Eukaryota; Fungi; Ascomycota; Dothideomycetes; Mycosphaerellales; Mycosphaerellaceae. Gene Ontology annotation, molecular function: zinc ion binding; oxidoreductase activity.
AUGAAAGCCAUCGCAGUAUCAGAAUAUGGCUCAAUCGACAACCUCAUUAGCAUAGAGUCAGAUAACCCCAAAGAUCCCAAAGGCUACGAUGUGCUUGUCCAAGUACAAGCCUGCUCAGUCAACCCUGUGGAUACGAAGGUCCGCGCGGGAACCUACGACGACUAUCCUGACUACUACGACCGCACACCAGCUCUCCCUCAAAUCAUCGGCUUCGACGGCAGCGGCACAAUCCUCCAGACCGGGCCCGAUGUCAAAGGCUUCUCUCCGGGAGAUCAAAUCUUCUUUUCCGGUUCCCCGAUUCGUCCUGGCUCUAAUGCCUCUUACCAGCUCGUCGAUUCUCGCAGCAUAGCGCACAAACCGAAAUCUUUAGAUUUCGUCCAAGCGGCUUGUAUGCCAUUGACCUGGAUUACGGCUUGGGAAGCGCUAGUUGAGAGAUUAGAGAUUCGGAAAGGAGAGAAAGCUGGAAUACUGAUCGUGAAUGGUUCAGGAGGCGUAGGAAGUGUUGCAUCUCAGAUCGCGAGAGAAAUACUCGGCCUUCCUGUCGUGAUUACCACGUCUUCGAGACCGGAAACGACAGAAUGGACGAAGAGUCUUGGUGCAACGCAUACGGUUAACCAUCGCGAAGAUGUCGUGACACAAGUCAAAGCAUUGAAACUUGAUGUUCCGAUCAAGUAUGUGUUCAUCACGCACACGCCCGCAUCGAAGUAUAUCCUCGACUCGGCGAGAAUUUGUGCACCGUUUGGGAAAGUGUGCUCGAUCGUGCAGGACAAGGAGAUCCCGAUGUAUGGGACAGAGUGGAUGGCGAAGAGUUUGACGUUUACAUGGUGUUUGUUGGGAACGAAGCCGUACUAUGGUGUUGAUGUGGAGUCACAUGGGAGGAUUCUGAAGCAGUUAGCUGAGUGGGUUGAUGAGGGGAGGAUUAAGUGUCAUCAUACUCAGACUUUACCAUUGACGGUUGAAGGGGUAAGAGAUGCGCAUAGGAAAAUUGAGGAGAGUGGGGUGAAGGGAAAGAUUGGGCUUAGUGUUGAUGGAUUGAAGACUGGAGAGGCGUCCACUUGA